Coregonus sp. 'balchen' is the source of this 3230-nucleotide messenger RNA. Lineage: Eukaryota; Metazoa; Chordata; Actinopteri; Salmoniformes; Salmonidae. The record is from the annotation of a GenBank genome assembly.
AGUUAUUUUAAGAAGCUGCAUUGAGGAUAUGUGGCCUCUCAGAGCCAUUAUAGCUUUCUGCACUGUAAACUAUACUGCCUUACCAAGCAUGCUUUAUCAUGUGGACAAAUAGCCUGCCUCCACUGUGUUGUUAUACAACAGCACCUCCUGUUGGUGUGAUAUUAGUAAUGUAUCCUUGGCUCCAGUCCAGUCGCUGUAUUUCACAAUGUUAGUCUCUGAGCCAACUGCCCUGUGGGUUUACCCUGAUACAUGUUCUGUCAGGGAGGGGAGAGAGAAACUGACAUGCUGUGUGUGUGUGUGUGUUUGUGGGGUAUGUGUUUGUGAGGACUGAACUUGGGUCGAGCCCUGAGAGCUCAGUAAUGGAGUCGUCUACGACCACGGAGGCUCUGAAAGUGAAGCUCAGCCACCUUAUCCUGCUGUCCCUCUGUAUCCCAGCCUGCACUGGGCUCCCUGGAGGUGAGUCUCAGAUCUGAGUAUGUCAAUGACCUUGGUGGUGCUCAGUUCAGCCCUGUACCUUUCAAAUAAGCUGCUGGCUAUUCAAUGCUCUGCUUGACUGUCUGUCUUUCUGUCAGUCUGACUGUACUUGCGUACAGAGACUAUUUACAGCCUCGUCUGUGCAGUAAUGGCAACUUUUCAACCACCCAUGGUCUUCAUUGGGCUUCUUCCUUUUCCUAUUAUUUGUACUCUGUUCCUGUGGAAGUUUGUUGGGUGUCUAUCAAUUUACAGUCUAUGUAGUGUGAACAGUAAUGUCCCGUCCUGGCAGCUCCAGUGUUCCUGAGCAGACAGGAGGCCAGUGGGGUGCUCCAUCAUCAGCGCUCGCGGCGUGCUAACAGCCUGCUGGAGGAGCUAAGACUGGGUGACCUGGAGAGAGAGUGUCUGGAGGAGCAAUGUGGCUAUGAGGAGGCACGGGAGAUCUUCACCCUCCCCGAACACUUGGUGAGUGAAAACUGAAUGAUCAGAUGGAAUCUGAGGAAGCAGGUUCUCCAUAUUUGUCCCAGAACAGUAGAAUCUUUUGAAAUACCCCUCUCUCUCGUUUUAUGCAGGAGGAGUUCUGGAAGAGCUACUCAGGUAGGCUAACGUCAGGGGACUCAAUGCUACACUCAAGUUGAACUUACAUUUGGCCAAAUCUACAUAUAUUUCUCAUUUCUCAUUAUAAUGGUUAUAAUAAUAAUCUAGUCUCUAUCUGUAGGGGUGGAUCACUGUGAAUCUGGCCCCUGCUUGAAUGGGGCUACCUGUGUAGGUCAGGUGAACACCUAUAUCUGUAUAUGUCUCCCUGGGUUUGAAGGACGGAACUGUGGCCAAGGUAGGUACAACACACCUGUAUCUGUUUGUCAAAUCACUGAAAUUGGCUCUUGGAUCUUCUUCAAUAAUGGUUUCAAUUUCUCUUGUCUCUUGGUUCCUGUCUGUCUCUGUCUCUACUUCCACAGCCUUCAGGAAUUCUUAUGAUGGCUGUCUGUAUAGAAAUGGGGGAUGUGAGCACUUCUGUACAGAGUUUCCAGACCUUUCUCACUGUUGUCACUGUGCCCCUGGGUACAGACUGGGCAAUGACAGCAGUAGCUGCAUACCCAAAGGUCUGUAUCACACUGGGCCAAACCCUAACAACUACAACUUCCAACAGCCAUGUGCUUCUUGAGGCCAUCUCCAUACAAGCUUCAUCUUCUCCUUUUGUAGUCCUUCUCUUGCCUGUAUGUACCAUUGCUGUCUUGAGGCUCACUCCAUAUCAAGCUCAUCCUCUCUCUCUGCCUCUUUUCUCGUAGAUCUAUAUGCUAGUAUUCUCUUUAUCCGCAACUCUAGCUCUCACCCUCCUCCUACUCUCCUCUCUCCUCUGUAGUCCUUCUCUGCCUGUGUUCCUCGUAUCUCCACCUUAGCCUAACCUCUCUCUCUCAUCUCUCUCUCAUCUCUCCUCUCUCUCUCUCUCUCUUCGUCUCUCUCUCCUCUCUCUCUCUCUCUCUCUCUCUCUCUCUCGCUCUCUCUCCUCUUAGUUCCGUUCCCCUGCGGAAGAAUUGUGAAAACGUUCAGGCCCGGGCCCCGAAUUGUGAAAGGCACUGUGUGUCCUAAGGGAGAGUGCCCAUGGCAGGUAUAGCAUUGCACUGUAGUUAUAGACUGACCAACACGUGGCUAGAUCCAGAACUAUGUCUGUCUCACACUAUCCUCUCCCUCUGUCACUGCAGGUUAUGCUGCAGUACAUGAAUGAAUAUAAAUGUGGGGGGAUCCUCUUGGCUCCACAAUGGAUCCUUACUGCUGCCCACUGUGUGUGGCACACGACUGCCUCCCAUUGGCAAGUCACAGUGGGUGAGUGGGCAAAUAGUAUUACAGUGUUCUCUUAAACCCUCCCAGUAUCUCAGCUGCCACAAAACCCAAUGCUAUCUAUCACCUCUGAGUGUCCACUGUCCACUGAUCCUGACUUCCUCCCCCUUCAAGGUGAACACAACCGUGCGAAGAAGGAGGGCACGGAGCAGGUUCGGCGGGUGACAAGGAUGCUGAUCCACCCCCAAUACAACCACACCUCCACGGACCGGGACCUGUCUCUGCUCUACCUCAAGAGGGAAGUAGUGCUAGGACCCUUUGCGGUGCCUGUGUGCCUGCCCGCCUUGGACGGCUCCUUCGGGCGCACGCUGGGGACCGUGCGCACCUCCGUGGUGAGUGGCUGGGGCCGCCUGGCUCAGUCGGGACCCCCGUCCACUCUGCUCCAGAGGCUGAAGGUUCCUCGGGUCCCCCUACAGGAGUGUCGCACCACAGGCCUCAAUGUGACCAGGAACAUGCUGUGUGCUGGGUUCAGGGGCGGGAAAAAGGAUGCGUGCCAGGGGGACAGCGGAGGCCCGCUGGUCACCCGCUACAAGAACACCUGGUUUCUGACGGGCGUGGUGAGCUGGGGUAAAGGGUGCGCCCAAGAGGACGUCUACGGAAUCUAUACCCGUGUCGCUAACUUCCUGGACUGGAUCAAUCAGACCAUGGCGACCGGCUGAGUUGGGGUGUCCAUUUAAAAACACCCCUCCAAAAAACACUAACAGACCUCCUCAGAGGUUGAUGCUGGAUAAUAGUCCAAGACAUAAUCCUGCACCAAACUAGAAUCUGGAUUAAUAUAUAAACUAUGAAUAUAAUGAUGACAGUUUCUUAGAUAAACCAAUGGUAAACUAAAAUAUCUAUUUUAUUUGAUCCAAGUAUUAAUGUCUGUGUUUGAUGAAAAUUACAGUUGCUACAGAAUAAAUAAAUAGUUAUUUGAAAAUAAA